This is a messenger RNA of Funneliformis mosseae, 531 nucleotides long. NCBI's taxonomy places the organism in Eukaryota, Fungi, Glomeromycota, Glomeromycetes, Glomerales, Glomeraceae. The record is from the annotation of a GenBank genome assembly.
AUGGGUGGGUCACUUUCGAAAGCUUUGGCCAAGAUCUUUGGUAACAAAGAAAUGCGCAUCUUGAUGCUUGGUCUAGAUGCUGCUGGAAAAACAACAAUUCUUUAUAAACUAAAACUUAAUCAAUCCGUGACAACAAUCCCUACCGUCGGUUUCAACGUGGAAACUGUGACAUAUAAGAAUGUCAAAUUCAAUGUUUGGGUUAACAAAAUUCGUCCACUAUGGCGUCAUUAUUAUACUGGUACUCAAGGACUUAUAUUUGUAAUUGACUCCCAAGAUCGCGAUAGAAUUGAUGAAGCACGUCAAGAAUUGCAUAGAAUUCUAUCUGAUCGCGAAAUGCGAGAUUGUUUAUUAUUAGUAUUUGCCAAUAAACAAGAUUUACCGGGAGCAAUGUCUCCUGCUGAAGUAACAGAAAAACUUGGAUUACAUCGUAUGAAAGAGAGAUCUUGGUAUGUUCAUCCUUCUUGCGCUACCACCGGGGAAGGUUUAUAUGAAGGAUUGAAUUGGCUAAAUCAAAAUACUAAAACGAAAUAA